AUGAGCCAUCCCGCUAGCACAGGAAGGCCCCAGACUGCUAUAUCCACAUGUAUCGACCACACCACUAUCAUCGCGAUUAACCGCGAUGCCCACAUCUCCUUAGAGCUACAUUUACUACCACCAACCUCACACAACAUGCACCACACUACCGAAUGGCUCCUACUCCACAAUAUCCCCGUGAGCGCGAGUCUUUCCAGAGUGCUUGACCGCAUCCUAGCGGCGGAAAGGCAGGCCAAGUCUGAGAUAGAGAGCUCAGAAGGAGGUUUAACGACAACGGAGGUAGAACGCGGCGCGUGGAUUCGCGUGGCGCGGGUAGGAUAUGUCCUGAGCGAGAUACAUGCUUACUGUAUGAUUUUGCAGUGUGGUAGCGCCGAACAGGCCAGCCUUUUGAAGAUGGUGUUGGAAAAGGACGCUGCCUUGGGGGCGACUACUCCGGUGGAGUGUGUGAUCGGUACCGCAGUGACUCUUCUGAUGGAUAAACCCUAUAAAAGUACAAAAUCCACAAGAGGUGCGCAGGGCCCUGGGGUAGAGCAACGGGUCCUCGACAACGACGAGGGACCGUCACCUGUCCUGCCGCACAGUGGGCAACUCAGCUACGUAAUGUCGUUGAGUGAGGUCAUUUGCGCCAAUCUUUCUGGGCCAGAUUUCAUUCCGAUUCCAACCGACCUGCGGCUUCCCUCCGCCACCCAGGCAUUGUCUAACCUCGGGAGUGCAAACUGCCGAGGCACCCCCUUGACGGGCAGCGCGGUCGCCACGACUACGAGUGGCUCUGCAUGGUGUAGCGCCAGCGAGCUUUGCGCGAUCUGCCAGGAGGAGCUCUCGCCCAAGCAGCCUCGUGUCAUUACCCUCUGCCACCACACCUUCCACACGGCCUGCUACGCGUGUGUGCCGUCUGCUUUCAUGGAGUGCCCUCUUUGUCGCUUUUCUCUCUACGACCUCCUUAACAACGCGCGCUGUGAGGAGUGCCGCACGUACGAGGAUUUGUGGGUCUGUCUCAUCUGUGGGCACGUGGGUUGUGGUCGUGGACGGCACAACCACCAACAGCUCCAUUACGACCACACGGGGCACUCCUGCACAUGGCAAAGUAGUACGAAUCGUGUCUGGAGCCACCGGUCACGGAUGUUCCUGUCCCAAGAAGUCUCCUUCCUCCUUGGUGAGCAUGACGAGAAGAGAGAAGUGUCAGACCUGUCCAAGGAUUGCAGCCGUGAUGGGGGGGAGGACGCGGCUGGGGUGACAGGAGGAGAUGUCAACUUGGCCGAAGGCUGGGUCACGAGCCCUCGAUGGGUGAACGAGAGGGAUCAAGACCUCCAAGCCGCUCUUACAGAAAGUAAAGAAGAAGCUGUACAACAUUUCUACGCUGAUGUUCUACGCACGCUGCUAGAGGAGCAGAGACUUUGGUAUGAGUCCCUAACUUCGAGAAAAAGCGUCGGUUCUACCGAUGUGAGCUCGAACGACGCAAAGCCACCCCUGCGUACACGCGCCCCAGAACACAACUAUUCUAGAGGAGCGUGUGCCACGGCGGAAAGCGCAACGAACGAUUUGUCGUCAAGGGAAGACGAGGGGGGCCAUGCUAGAGGAUUGAAUUCGAACAGUUCUCUAAAAGCGUGUGUCGAGGCCGAACAUGAGGAUCGUGUAAGGAUCGUAAACCUUUACGUUGAAGAGGUGCGACAACUCUUCAUUACCACUUUAAUGGCUUUAAAAAGUUUGAUAAAGCAAAAAAGAGUUGCGCAUGAGGAUCUUUGCGAGCAGAUGAUGCUCCUGAUUCACCGGAACGGCGGUUUAACAAGUCGUAUCCGAAGGCUAGAAGAGCGCGGGCGCCAGGCGGAGAUCCAUGGCGAAAAAUCUCGAAUUGAGAAACAACAACGCGCUAGAGAACUCCAAGAGGAAAUUGCUGCUCUACUGGAUAAGUUGACAGGGAAAUAA
Messenger RNA from Phytomonas sp. EM1, 1923 nucleotides. Lineage: Eukaryota; Euglenozoa; Kinetoplastea; Trypanosomatida; Trypanosomatidae. The record is from the annotation of a GenBank genome assembly.